AUGAAUUUAUUAAAUAACUUAGGAAAAUGUAAAUAUGAAAGAAGUCAUCCUUAUCUUGCUCAUCAUGAGCAUCAACCUAUCGAUGUUCAAACUGAAAAUAAUAAAAUGACAUCAAGUCCUUUAGAACAGUGGAUUUGGGAAAAUGGAUGUAAAACUUUACAAAAUUUUCAUCUUAAAUCUGAUAUUCUCAGUUUUAAAUCAUCAUCAAUUCAUUCAAAAUGUCCAACACUUGAACUUGAUUUAAAUUUGGCUAAACAUUUAACAGAAGUUGAUUUACUUUCUCAAGCAAAUGUAUUACAACAAAUGAUACAUGUAUAUUCAUAUGAAAUGUUAACAAAUCAAUUAGCACAAAAUUUAUUACGUAUACAUGGAAUAUGGUUUGAAUUAUACUCAGGUAGAGUACUAAUAUAUAGUCGUUUAAAUAAAGCAUUUCUACCUAUUACUGAAGAGACAAUUACUUCAUUACUUCAUGAAUUAUAA
Molecule: messenger RNA, 480 nt
Organism: Schistosoma mattheei
Lineage: Eukaryota; Metazoa; Platyhelminthes; Trematoda; Strigeidida; Schistosomatidae
Source: the annotation of a GenBank genome assembly